UCUGACAGUGCAGGAGAGAGAGGGAGGAGGAGGAGGAGAAAAAAAGAAAAGAGAGAGACUGAGGCAGUUCUCUCCUGUCUGUUCUUUGCCUUCACAGAGUGUGCACUCACUUCUCUGAUGAGCAAAUGUGAGUGAGUGUGCGUGAACGAGAGAGGGAGAAAAGGAAGAGACAGAGAGAAGGAGAGGGACAGAGUGAAAGUGUGAUAGAGGGUGAAUUCCAAAGAGAAGAGGAUACGAGAGCACCGCUGGCAUCCUGUGGGUGAUUUUACCAGUUGGACAGUUUUUAUUGCGGAAUUGCUGCAAGUAAACAGAUUCUGCUGCACACAGGUGAUUCUCUUCAGCGAGCCACAAGCAUUCAAGCCACUCUGGAUGUUGGUUCAUCAAUGUCCUCCAGAAAUCCCCCACCAUCCGGCCUGGGAUCUACGGACCAUUUGUCUUACUGAGGCCCCUUUGGAAUUUAGCAGAGAAUCUCCCUCCUCAAAGAUCUUCCAAUGCUCACGGGGAACUGCUGGUUGCUGUUCCUCUGGUGUCUGUUGGACAAAGCCUUCGUCGCUCCCCUCCACUCUCCAUCCCACGACAGGAUGGGGAAGGAGCACCACCGGAACCUGAGAAGACAUGGGUUCUCUGGAGCUCAAAGGGUCAAGAGAGGAUGGGUGUGGAACCAGUUUUUUGUUCUAGAAGAAUAUAUGGGUUCGGAACCUCAGUAUGUUGGGAAGCUCCACACAGACAUGGACAAAGGGGACAACCUGGUGAAGUACACCCUGUCUGGAGAAGGAGUGGGCUCCAUCUUCACCAUCGAGCCCACCACCGGAGACAUCCAUGCCUUAAGGAGCCUGGACCGGGAGGAGAAGCCUUACUACACGCUGCGGGCCCAGGCGGUGGACAUGCGCACCGGCCGGCCGCUGGAGCCCGAGUCCGAGUUCAUCAUCAAGGUGCAGGACAUCAACGACAACGAGCCCAAGUUCCUGGGUGGACCAUAUGCAGCCACUGUCCCGGAGAUGUCACCUGUAGGCACCUAUGUGACACAAGUGACAGCAAGUGAUGCCGAUGACCCCACCUAUGGACACAGUGCCAGGAUUGUGUACAGCAUCAUCCAUGGCCAACCAUACUUCUCAGUGGACUCAAAAACAGGGAUUAUAAAGACAGCUUUGCCAAACAUGGACCGAGAGGUGAAGGAAGUCUACCAGGUCCUCAUCCAAGCCAAGGACAUGGGAGGCCAGCUCGGGGGCCUGGCAGGGACCACUACCAUCAACAUCACCCUCAGUGACGUCAACGACAACCCCCCCAGAUUUACAAAGAGUAUCUUUCACCUGCGCAUCCCCGAGUCCUCCCCCAUUGGGUCAGCCGUGGGCAAGAUCGUAGCUCAUGACCUAGACGACGGCAAGAAUGCGCAAGUGGAGUACAGUAUUGUUCCAGGGGAUGGGGGCACCAUGUUUGACGUCGUCACCAACGAGCUCAACCAGGAAGGCACAGUGAUCCUCAAAAAGCGUCUGGACUAUGAGACUAGAAAGGCGUACACGUUUAAAGUGGAAGCUUCGAAUGUGCACUUGGACCCUCGCUUCCUGCACCAGGGGCCCUUUAAGGACACGGCGACAGUGAAGGUGAACGUGCUGGACGUGGAUGAGCCCCCGGUGUUCAGCAAGCCCCACUACAGCAUGGAGGCCUACGAGGACACACCUGUAGGGAUCAUAGUGGGCGCAGUGAGAGCUCAGGACAUGGACGUAGGCAACAGUCCAAUAAGGUACUCUAUUGACUGGAAGAGGGAUUUGGAGCAUGCAUUUGACAUUGACCCAGUGGAGGGACUUAUCACAGUCAGUGAGUUCCUGGACCGGGAGGCUGUGGCACGACACAACAUCACAGUUGUUGCAACUAAAGUUAACAAUCCACUUUUGUUUAGCAAGGUUGGUGUCACAAUUACCGUGUUGGAUGUCAACGAGUUUGCUCCAGAGCUUGUCAUUCCACCUGAGACCAUUGUUUGUGAAAGUGCCAAAGUAGGACAGGUGAUCCAGCUGGUCAGUGCUCAGGAUAGAGAUCUGCCUGCAAUGGGUCAGAGGUUUUAUUUCAAAUCACUCAAAGAUGUCCGGAACAGGAACUUCACCAUACGGGACUUCGGAAACAACACGGCGGGCAUCGUGACCCGGCGCUCGGGCUUCCGGCGGCAGCAGCAGCGCUGGUACAUGGUGGGCGUGGUGGUGGAGGACGGCGGCUUCCCGGUGCGGAGCAGCACGGCCACGCUCUCGGUGCAGGUGUGCUCGUGCGCCGGCGGCAGCGGCGGCAGUGCUGGUGCGCUGGUGGCGUGCAGUGCCGAGGCCGUCUUCCUGCCAGUGGGCCUGAGCACUGGCGCCCUGGUGGCCAUCCUGCUGUGUGUAGUCAUACUGCUGGUGAUCGUGGUGCUCUACGUGGGCUUGAGACGGCACAAGGACAAGGAGGCUCUUAUGUCCUCUAAGGAGGACAUCCGGGACAACGUCAUCCACUAUGACGACGAGGGAGGCGGCGAAGAGGACACGCAUGCCUUCGACAUGGGAACACUCCGCAACCCCAAGGCCAUGAAAGAGCUGGCGCUGAGGAGGGACGUCCGGCCAGACGGACACUCUCUGACGGACCUGGCCCAUGCUGCAGCCGCCGCCGCCGAGGACAGCGAGGACAUCCGCUCGUACAUCCACCAGCGGCUCAUGGAGAACCACGUCAACGGCACGGCGCCGCCGUACGACUCGCUGGCCACGUAUGCGUACGAGGGCGAGGGCUCGGUGGCUGAGUCGCUCAGCUCCAUUGAGUCUUUGGCCCCUGACCCCGAGGAGGAGUUUAAGUGCAUCAGUGACUGGGGCCCACGCUUCAAAACACUGGCUGGCCUCUUCGGAGAUCAGGAUGCGCAGGCUGCACGGGUCAGCGAAAACAAUGAUUCCCACUGACCAAACCGCCAUGUUUGAGUUUUAUUUUGUAUUAUUAGUCCCUUUGUUUGUUUGUUUUUGGACAUUCAAGGAGCAUCUCGACGCUCAAGAAACACAACAAAAGCAAACAAAAUAAUAUGACAAAAUAGACUUUUUUUUGGUCCCUUUUUGUUAUCGCUCUCACUCUCUCUGUUUCUGUAAAUUGGGUAUCAUUGUAGUCUAGAGUGAGGGUCAGAUUCUGAAAUAUUGUAGACGUCGUCAUUCAUUAGUUGUUAAUGUUUUUAAAAAAAAAAUGAGAUAGUAAGGUAUCUGUUUUUGCAAUUCUCACUAUCCCCUUUGAUAUCUCAUGAAGUGCCUCAGGAACAGUUGUUUUGUAAGUCUAUGCUUUGCUUCCUCAAUUUAGAAGCCCUGCAAGAUGUAGUACUGUUGUAUGUAGCAAACUCACAGUUUAUAGGGAACAACAGAUCUGUCAAAUGGAGAAAAAGGACACUGCGCUCAAUACUUCCUACCCAUCGAUUUGCCAAAUGCAUUUAAAUCACACAGUGGUAUGCAACUACUGUAUUUGUAAGUGAACAUUAAAUUGAAGUGGAAUUUUGUAAUACCUGU
Messenger RNA from Alosa alosa (allis shad), 3494 nucleotides. RefSeq names its product cadherin 12, type 2a (N-cadherin 2) (gene cdh12a). Gene Ontology annotation, cellular component: adherens junction; plasma membrane; catenin complex. Lineage: Eukaryota; Metazoa; Chordata; Actinopteri; Clupeiformes; Clupeidae. Gene Ontology annotation, molecular function: calcium ion binding; cadherin binding. Gene Ontology annotation, biological process: cell morphogenesis; cell-cell junction assembly; homophilic cell-cell adhesion. Bases 492 to 2909 code for a protein of 805 amino acids. The record is from RefSeq and is a predicted model, not a curated record. The transcript is spliced from 12 exons.